AUGUGUGCUACCGACGACGCCGCCGCCGCCAAUCGUACGAAGGUCGCGGCGCGCUCGCUUCAGCAAACACCUCGCACGGUGCACGAUGCGCCCGGAGGCCGGCGGGCUGUCAUUGCGCUGACGAGCGAGGGGUAUAAGAGCGCGUGCUGGGGACCCAGCGAGGCCAUCGGUAAGUCGUCUGCUCCUGGUCUAAGAAAGUGCGAGAGUACUAACCGUAUCCUACAGAGUGGCACGUCGAGCGAGCGGGCUGUCGUCAACACCCAGCGUCGAGUGAACGACGACCUCGAUGGACGCGACCUGCGUCGAGUUACAGAGAUCGUCGACGUUGCGCACGACGUUGGCCACACGGCCGGACCUGGCAAACACGCGGAUGAGCGUUGCGUCGAUGGCUGUGGAUGGGCGAGGACGUCCCGCGUCGGAGUGUGUACGGUAGCAGAUGGCGACGGACGCGUGGAGCUUUGGGUAGGCGUUGGAAUGCGCAUGGGUAACGUCGAAUGCAGGGGGAUGUACGCCGAGGAUGCACGUUCGGCUGGUGGCGGGAUGUCAUCGCGUACGCAACCAGUGUUGAGGACGGCAGAUACAGAGCCGAACGCGUUCGUGCAUCGCGCGAGGGAGAGCCUGAGAGGGUGCGCGGCGACGCGCGGCGCAGAUGUACUGCUCGCUGAGGAGGGAAUGAGCCUUGGAAGGCCGGCGAGCCAGACGACACGCAGGGCGUAUGCACUACAACUCGUGCUGUUCAACGCGAUGAGCCGGGAGAAGGCGUUGAGAGACGAGGCUCGCGCACAGAACUCGCCUGGGCAGGCCGCACUGAAUGCCGCGUAG
This is a messenger RNA of Rhodofomes roseus, 822 nucleotides long. RefSeq lists its product as uncharacterized. The record is from RefSeq and is a predicted model, not a curated record. NCBI's taxonomy places the organism in Eukaryota, Fungi, Basidiomycota, Agaricomycetes, Polyporales, Fomitopsidaceae. Bases 1 to 822 code for a protein of 273 amino acids. The transcript has 3 exons.